Messenger RNA from Odontomachus brunneus, 2957 nucleotides. RefSeq lists its product as uncharacterized. Gene Ontology annotation, biological process: detection of chemical stimulus involved in sensory perception of smell; sensory perception of smell. The record is from RefSeq and is a predicted model, not a curated record. Gene Ontology annotation, cellular component: plasma membrane. NCBI's taxonomy places the organism in Eukaryota, Metazoa, Arthropoda, Insecta, Hymenoptera, Formicidae. Gene Ontology annotation, molecular function: olfactory receptor activity; odorant binding.
CUUUCGCGAGCUUCGAGGAUGCAAGGAACACCUAUAUCUUGGAAAUCGAAUCACGUCGCGGCCGUCCAUGAUUACAAGAAGGACGUGCAGCUGAGCAUUCAGCUAAAUCGUUGGUUACUGAAGCCGAUUGGUGUCUGGCCGCAAUCAGCCGAUAUUUCGUGGGUAGAAAAAUUUGUGUACGCCCUGGUGAACAUAAUCUGCACCAGUAUGAUCGGUUUUCUCAUCAUCCCCUGCGUCAUGCACAUCGUACUCGAGAGCGAAGAUAUCUACUAUACGGUGAAGCUCUCCGGAGCGGUGAGCUUUUGCUUGAUGGCUAUCGUCAAGUAUUCCUCGCUCAUUUGCCGCGAGAAUGAUAUCCGCAGAGGCAUCCAGCACAUCGAGACUGACUGGAUAGACACGCAACAUUACAGCGAUAGGAACAUCAUGAUCAGAAACGCAAAAUUCGGUCGUCGCCUUGUGGUGAUUUGCGCGUUCUUCAUGUACGGCGGUGCUGUGUUCUAUUACCUCGCCAUGCCGUUUAGCAUGGGUAAGAUCGCGGAACCCGACACAAACUUGACGUAUCGGCCGCUCGUGUAUCCGGUCGCUAAAGUUGUGGUUGAUGCACGAUAUAGCCCCGUCAGCGAGAUCUUCUUCUGGUUGCAAUGUAUGUCAGGUUUCAUCGCGCAUUCUAUCACGACCGGUGCUUGCAGUUUGGCGGCAGUGUUCGCCAUACAUGCUUAUGGACGUCUAGAGAUUCUGAUGAAAUGGAUUGAACAUUUGGUGGAUGGUCGGGAAGAUUUUUGCGGCAACAUGGACGACAGACUGGCGAUGAUUGUGCAGCAGCACGUUCGGGUCUUGCGUUUUAUAUCGCUAACGGACAGGUUACUACGCGAAAUAUCUGUCGUGGAAAUUGUAGGAUGUACGUUAAACAUGUGUUUGCUCGGAUAUUGUGUUAUCAUGGAAUGGAAAAAUAAAGAGAUUGCCGCUUACGUAACAUACGUUAUUCUGCUCAUAUCUCUCACAUUUAACAUCUUCAUAUUUUGUUAUAUUGGCGAACUUAUUGCCGAACAGUGCAAAAAGAUCGGCGAGGUGUCGUACAUGAUCGAUUGGCAUCGACUAUCGGGAAAGAAGGGUCUCGCUCUCGUACUAAUAAUCACAAUGUCCAAUUCGUCAGUCAAACUUACCGCCGGAAAUCUCUUUGAGUUGUCUCUCAGUACUUUUGGUGACGUAAGUAUCGCAAUGAGGAUUAUUAAGUGUGUUAACAACCGAAUGAUUUACGUAUCAUCCUUCCAACCAAUAGUACCUGACGAGCUUUCGCGAGCUUCGAGGAUACAGAGAACUAUGUUUCGGAAAUCGAAUUCCGUCACGGCCGUCAAUGAUUUCAAGGAAGACGUGCAGCUGAGCAUUCAGCUAAAUCGUUGGAUACUGAAACCGAUUGGCGCCUGGCCGGGACCAGCCGAGAUUUCGUGGGCAGAAAAAUCUGUGUACACGCUGGUGAACAUAAUCUGCACCGGUAUGAUCGGCUUCCUCUUCUUCCCCUGCGCCAUAUACGUCGUACGCGAGGUCGAUGACUCGUACAAUAUGUUGAAGUUUUCCGGACCGUUGAACUUCUGCCUGAUGGCUGUCAUUAAAUACACCUCGCUCAUUUGCCGUGAGGGCGAUAUCCGCAAGGGUAUUCAGCAUAUAGAGGAUGAUUGGAUGGACACACGAUAUUACAGCGAUAGAGACAUUAUGAUCAAAAACGCAAAAUUCGGCCGUCGUCUCGUGACGAUUUGCGCGUUUUUUAUGUACUCCGGUGCUGUGUUUUAUUAUCUCGCCAUGCCGUUUAGCAACGGUAAAAUAACAGAACUCGACGGAAACCUAACGUAUCGGCCGCUUGUGUACCCGGUCGCCCGAAAUGUCAUCGACGCACGAUACAGUCCAGUCAGUGAAAUCUUCUUCUGGUUGCAAUGUGUAUCAGGCUUUAUCGUCCAUUCCAUCACAACCGGUGCUUGCAGUUUGGCAGCGGUGUUCGCUAUGCACGCUCAUGGACGUCUGGAGAUUCUGAUGAAAUGGAUUGAGCAUUUGGUAGACGGUCGGGAAGAUUUUUACGAUAGCGUGGAUGAGAGACUAGCGAUGAUUGUGGAACAGCACGUUCGGGUCUUACGUUUCGUAUCGCUAACGGACAGAGUACUGCGCGAAAUAUCUGUCGUGGAAAUUGUAGGAUGUACGUUAAGCAUGUGUGUUCUCGGAUUUUAUGUUAUCAGGGAAUGGGAAAAUAAAGAGAUUGCCGCUUAUGUAACAUACAUUAUUCUGCUCACAUCUCUCACGUUCAAUAUUUUCAUAUUUUGUUACAUUGGCGAACUUAUUGCCAAACAGUGCAAAAAGAUCGGCGAAGUGUCGUACAUGAUCGAUUGGCAUCGACUAUCGGGAAAGAAGGGUCUCGCUCUCAUAUUGAUAAUCACAAUGUCCAAUUCGUCCGUCAAACUUACCGCUGGAAAUCUGUUCGAGUUGUCUCUCAGUACUUUUGGUGAUGUGGUUAAGACAUCUGUCGGCUACUUGAACAUGUUACGCACAUUAACUUCGUAAAGUAUCUUCGUAAUGUGCAAAUUAUAGCAUAGAUCAAUACAUUAAUUAAUUACUAAUAAAUAUCAAUUAGUUAGUUGCCCUUAUGUCGAGUGAAAGUUAGAAAAAGGUGAGAUUUGAUGGAGGUAGUAGAAAUUUAAUAAAUAGAAAACUUGAAUGUUUAUAUAAAGUGAAAUCCGACGCGCAUUUAUCGUAACGUAUAAAACAUUUUCAAACGCCUCGCAUUUUAUCGCGCGAUACGAAAUUAAAUGAUGCGAAUUUAGAAACAACUCGCUUUUUCACUUGAACGAAAUAAAGUGUUCUGACUGACGGUCAAAACUGUUUUCUUCUCAUGUAACACGUAAACAACAAUAUUAAGAUUACGCAAUAACCAUAGAUUAAUAUUCCCAGCAAUAUUCUCCCUUACGUGCGUC